This is a messenger RNA of Ictalurus punctatus (channel catfish), 1634 nucleotides long. It is a transcript of the gene anks4b, whose product is annotated as ankyrin repeat and sterile alpha motif domain containing 4B. The transcript is spliced from 2 exons. Bases 152 to 1384 code for a protein of 410 amino acids. The record is from RefSeq and is a predicted model, not a curated record. Gene Ontology annotation, molecular function: protein binding. NCBI's taxonomy places the organism in Eukaryota, Metazoa, Chordata, Actinopteri, Siluriformes, Ictaluridae.
UAAUGACGCUCCAUAUGGUCUUUUCAUCCAGACUCACUUCUCCUUUCUGCUCUACAAAGAAAAAGAGACUAACAGAGGGCUGAAAAUGCUCUACUGUAGCUGCUAAAUCUGGUUUAUAACUAUAUGUAGAGCUAAUAUAUUUAAUACAGCCAUGUCUAGAUAUCAUAAGGCAGCCAUUGAUGGUAAUUUGCAUCUGUUGAAAGAGGCGACUAGGAAAGACCUAAACACUGAGGAUGAGGAUGGAAUGACACCGACUCUCUGGGCCGCUUAUCACGGCCAACUGGAGGCUCUACAACUCAUCUGCAGCAGAGGUGGAGAUCCCAACAAAAGCGACAUCUGGGGGAACACACCCUUGCACCAUGCAGCCUCCAAAGGUCAUAUGCACAUACUGAGUUUCCUGGUUACCUUUGGCGCCAAUGUCUUCGCUUUGGAUAAUGAUCUCCACAGUCCUAUGGACAUUGCCGCAUCUCGGGAUCAGAUGAGCUGCGUCCACUUCCUAGACAACACUGCUUCCCAGAAGACAAUGCAGAACCCUAAAACUGUGGCAAACUUGAGGAAACAAGCAGUCAAAGAUGCAGAACGCAAGAUGAAGAAAUGUGAGAUGGUCAAAAAGAGGCACCAGAAUAAGAUGGACAAGAUGUACCGUAGCAGUGGAGGCUCUGUCUCUGAAGCCAGUGCAGGUUCUUUCUCUAGCACAGGAUCCAUGAAGAACUUAAACAAGCUCACUGCCUCCAGCAAAUUUGGGUCCAUUACAGGAACUCUCCAGCGCAAGUUUGGAAAGAAGGACACCGUGUCGAAAAAUACAGAGAAUGGAACAGCAGAAAAGCCUGAAUUACUGGAUGUCUUCAAUGAGCAGGAUGAAAAAGAAGAGGAUGAAGAUGAAAUUGACAACUUUCAAGAUGAGGAAGAAGAUGAUGUGGAUCAAACAAAAGAAUCCCUGUUUCAGAGGCCAGGCCUUGGAAAAAUGGUCUUCCGAAAGAACUUCUCCAUGGAAAUGGGAGUCGAACCGGAAGAAAUUCCCAUUGGUGACACAGAGGACCUGGGUUUCCUGGUCCGCCAGGAGGUGUUUGAAGCAGAGGAGGCAGGACUGGAUGACCAAUUAGAAGAAGAUUCACAAUUGCCUUGGAACCAGGAGGAGAUUGGAUUGGAUGAAGAUGAGGAGACUUCACCCCUGCAUUCCUUCCUGACAUCUGUAAACCUACUAGACUUUGCCCUUGUGUUUAUCCGUGAGAAGUUAGACCUGAAGGCCCUCAUGCUUUGCUCAGACGAUGAUCUAAAAAGCAUCCGAAUCCAGCUAGGGCCUCGCAAGAAGAUUCUGGAAGCAACAGCUAGAAGGAAGGCUGCUCUGGACCAACCUGGUGUAAUGAAGGACACCUUCCUGUAACACCAAAUAUAUUCAAUAUAUAUGCUAUAUAUCAUGCUCAGCUGUACAAUAUUGUCAAGUGAAAUGUGAAGAAUGUAUGUUCUUCCUAAACACUGUCUUCACUUCAGUAAUUUAUAAGACUAAAAAUUCUGAAAUAAUUAUCUAUAAUGUAUACCCAAAAUUCUUCCUGAGUGCCUUUAACAGAUACAUUAUUGUGAAUAAAGUUUAUCAUUAUAAAUUGCUUGCGAAUAAAGCAACCUUUUAUAAAAUA